Cucumis melo (muskmelon) is the source of this 828-nucleotide messenger RNA. Its product is annotated as auxin-responsive protein SAUR21-like. NCBI's taxonomy places the organism in Eukaryota, Viridiplantae, Streptophyta, Magnoliopsida, Cucurbitales, Cucurbitaceae. Bases 341 to 634 code for a protein of 97 amino acids. The transcript has a single exon. The record is from RefSeq and is a predicted model, not a curated record. Gene Ontology annotation, biological process: response to auxin.
UAGGCCAGAAAAAUAUAAAUUUGUGAUACAAAAAGAUAUAAUCCACAGAAAAUGAGUGGAGGCAAGAAAAAGAGAGUAGGAGAAGAUUUAAUGAGCUAAACAAAGCCAUGUGAGAGGGUCCAUACAAAUACUCAACCACCAGACUCCAAUACCCCACUUAGCUAUUGGAAAAGGAUCACUCAUUGGUAACAGCUUUAUCUUCAGAAACUCUAUAAAUAUAAACACCAUAUGAGGCUUCAAACACCAAAUUCAACAAAAGAAAAUUCAACUGUGACUUCCUCUUCUAGCUCGUUUUUUUCCUAUCUGAUCAAUACUUCAGAACGUUUUUCAUCUCAAACAAAUGGGAAUUCGAUUGCUAUCUUUGGUUCCUCAUGCCAAGCAACUCCUGAAGAUGCAGUCAGGUUUUACAAAAAAUCAGUUAGAUGUUCCUAAAGGGCAUGUGGCGGUUUACGUGGGAGAGAUUCAAAGCAAGCGGUUUGUGGUUCCAAUAUCUUACUUGAAUCAUCCAUCAUUCCAGCAACUGCUCAGCUAUGCAGAGGAGGAAUUUGGAUUCCAUCAUCCACAGGGGGGCCUAACAAUUCCUUGUAAAGAAGAUACCUUUCUUGAUCUCACUUCUAGAUUGCAAGUAUCUUGAAGGAUGAAGAGGAAAGGGCAAUUCAUCAGUUUUGACGGAAAAAGUUCUCUGCUUUCUGACUUACAGUAUGAUGUUGUAGAAUGAGCGUCUUCUUGUAAAUGAGUGACAUUGUAAAGGAACACUGACCAAUAGAACUUGAUAGAGAAAAAUAUAGAUAAAUUCAGCAUAAUCUAAGCAUCUUAUUUUUUAGUUCA